This is a messenger RNA of Dipodomys ordii (Ord's kangaroo rat), 2519 nucleotides long. It is a transcript of the gene Slc6a4, whose product is annotated as solute carrier family 6 (neurotransmitter transporter), member 4. Gene Ontology annotation, biological process: serotonin uptake; sodium ion transmembrane transport. Gene Ontology annotation, cellular component: neuron projection; plasma membrane. Bases 120 to 2012 code for a protein of 630 amino acids. Gene Ontology annotation, molecular function: serotonin binding; serotonin:sodium:chloride symporter activity. The transcript is spliced from 14 exons. The record is from RefSeq and is a predicted model, not a curated record. Lineage: Eukaryota; Metazoa; Chordata; Mammalia; Rodentia; Heteromyidae.
GGAUUACAGGCAUAACUCACCGCACUGGAGUUCUUGAUCCAGUACCCUAAAUCUCCAAGGAGAUCCUCAAAGCCAAGCACCAAGGACUAGUCUAGGUCCUUGGCAUCUUAGCCAGCAGGAUGGAGACCACACCCUUGAAUUCUCAGAAGGUGCUGUCAGCUUGCAAGGAUGGAGAGGAUUGUCAGGAAAACGGUGUUCUACAGAAAGGUAUCCCCACCCCAGGGGACCAAGCAGAGUCCAGCCAAAUAUCUAAUGGGUAUUCAGCAGUUCCCAACCCCAGUGCAGGCGAUGACACUCGGCACUCGAUCCCAGCUGCCACCACCACCCUAGUGGCUGAGGUUCAUCAAGGAGAAAGGGAGACCUGGGGCAAGAAGAUGGAUUUCCUCCUCUCUGUCAUCGGCUAUGCUGUGGACCUAGGCAACAUCUGGCGCUUUCCUUACAUAUGUUACCAGAAUGGAGGGGGGGCAUUCCUCCUCCCCUAUACCAUCAUGGCGAUUUUCGGGGGGAUCCCACUGUUUUACAUGGAGCUUGCACUGGGCCAGUACCACCGAAAUGGAUGCAUUUCUAUAUGGAGGAAAAUCUGCCCAAUUUUCAAAGGAAUUGGCUAUGCCAUCUGCAUCAUUGCCUUCUACAUUGCCUCCUACUACAAUACCAUCAUGGCCUGGGCACUCUACUACCUCAUCUCCUCCUUCACGGACCAGCUACCCUGGACCAGCUGCAAGAACUCCUGGAACACUGGCAACUGCACCAACUACUUCUCGGAGGACAACAUCACCUGGACACUCCAUUCCACAUCCCCCGCCGAAGAAUUUUACACACGCCAUGUCCUGCAGAUCCACCGCUCUAAGGGACUCCAGGACCUAGGGGGCAUCAGCUGGCAGCUGGCCCUCUGCAUCAUGCUCAUCUUCACUAUUAUCUACUUCAGCAUCUGGAAAGGUGUCAAAACAUCUGGCAAGGUGGUGUGGGUGACAGCCACCUUCCCUUACAUCAUUCUUUCUGUCCUUCUGGUGAGGGGUGCCACCCUUCCUGGAGCCUGGAGGGGUGUUGUCUUCUACUUGAAACCCAAUUGGCAGAAACUCCUAGAGACAGGGGUAUGGGUGGAUGCUGCUGCUCAGAUCUUCUUCUCUCUUGGGCCAGGCUUUGGGGUCCUCCUAGCUUUUGCCAGUUACAACAAGUUCAACAACAACUGUUAUCAAGAUGCCCUGGUGACCAGUAUGGUAAACUGCAUGACCAGUUUCGUUUCGGGAUUUGUCAUCUUCACGGUGCUCGGAUAUAUGGCUGAGAUGAGGAAUGAAGAUGUAUCUGAGGUGGCCAAAGAUGCAGGUCCCAGCCUCCUCUUCAUCACAUAUGCAGAGGCCAUAGCCAACAUGCCAGCAGCUACAUUCUUUGCCAUCAUCUUCUUCCUCAUGUUAAUCACACUGGGCUUGGACAGCACGUUUGCAGGCUUGGAAGGGGUGAUCACAGCUGUGCUGGAUGAGUUUCCACACAUCUGGGCCAAGCGCCGGGAGUGGUUUGUGCUCAUUGUGGUCAUAACGUGUUUCUUUGGAUCUUUGAUGACCUUAACUUUUGGAGGGGCCUACGUGGUGAAGCUGCUGGAGGAGUAUGCCACAGGGCCUGCGGUACUCACUGUCGCGCUUAUAGAAGCAGUCGCUGUGUCCUGGUUCUAUGGCAUCACUCAGUUCUGCAGUGACGUGAAAGAAAUGCUUGGUUUCAGCCCUGGAUGGUUCUGGAGGAUCUGUUGGGUAGCCAUCAGCCCUCUGUUUCUACUGUUCAUCAUUUGCAGUUUUUUGAUGAGCCCACCUCAGCUACGACUUUUCCAAUAUAAUUAUCCUCACUGGAGUGUCAUCCUGGGUUACUGCAUAGGAACCUCAUCUGUCAUCUGUGUCCCCAUAUACAUAACAUACCGGCUAAUCACCACUCCAGGGACAGUUAAGGAGCGCAUUAUUAAAAGUAUUACUCCAGAAACACCAACAGAAAUUCCCUGUGGGGACAUCCGAUUGAAUGCUGUGUAACACACACCAGUCCAGCUCUGAAGAGUACAGUCUUCUCCUCCCUAAAUGAACAAGUUUCCAGCAAAGCCUGAUGAUAAAAAGGACCUUCUUCACAGAGACACAGUCCUAGAAGACUAUGGUGCCCAGAUUUUUGUGGCUUUCAGCCACUUCUUCCAUGAAAUCUGCCGGACAUACUCCUAUAUUGGACUGUGACCCAGCUGAACUGGCCUGGAUAUGUGAGGAGGUGGGGAAGGAGGUGAUGAAAAUACCUACACAUCAGUUAAGAUUAGUUUAGAAUAGUUAGUGAAAGUCUCCUGUAUCAUUUUUUGGUAUGAUCAUUGUUACCUACCACCCAUUUGCUUCACUAUCUACAGAAAAAUGAAAACAAAACAAAACAGGGAUGUUGUCUUGCUAGCCAUAUAUUUUCCGAGUAGCAUAGAAUACUAUAGCUGGAAUCUAUUAGAACCUUCUAACCCAUGUGCUGCUGUGGAAUCAGGAAAGAUGUAAAAAGCUAAAUUGAAAAAAUAA